Neocloeon triangulifer is the source of this 2452-nucleotide messenger RNA. RefSeq names its product acylamino-acid-releasing enzyme-like. Gene Ontology annotation, biological process: proteolysis. Gene Ontology annotation, molecular function: serine-type endopeptidase activity. NCBI's taxonomy places the organism in Eukaryota, Metazoa, Arthropoda, Insecta, Ephemeroptera, Baetidae. The record is from RefSeq and is a predicted model, not a curated record. The coding region runs from base 210 to 2357 and encodes 715 amino acids. The transcript is spliced from 13 exons.
CCCCCUCCUUAAUAAGACAAAACCAGACAAAACAGCAGAAAAGUAAACAUCUCAGGAAAAAGGACCAUCAGUAAACACAUUGAACCGAGAAAUUCGCAAUUUCGCAAGCAAAUUUUAAACUCGUCAUUCUGCUUCUGUGCUUCUUAGAAAUAUCCAAAUAUCAACAACUACAAUAACGUUAUAACUUUCUGCAUCGAGGAUUUUUCAAAAUGACCAGCAAGAUAGAAAAAGUUGUCAACAUCUACAAAUCUAUAACUCGGUUUCCAACCCCAAGCUCUGCUGAAAUAUUAAAAAGAGACCAAUAUGGAUUUUCCCUCAUCACGAAAUGGACACAAAAUAAUUUUGAAACAGGAAAGAAAAUUUCCAGCCAACAAAACUUCCAUGUCAACCUGUCUCCAGCUCUAAAAAUUACCGCUAAUCCUGCUGUUGAAGUGAAUGAAGUCUUGAGCUCUUUGUCACCUUGUGGUUCAUUUAAAGCCGUAAUUAAGGAAGCUGUGCCUGCUUCGUCAACGUCGACAGCAUCAUCAAAGCAGCAAUUUUUAGAAAUUUGGAACGAGAGUCUGUUGGUACUCAACUGCAACUUGUCUAGCCUUGAUAUACACGGAAGUGUCUAUUCGGAAGCUGACUUUGCUUCCCUUGUAUGGUCUCCUUCUGGAGACAAAAUAGCUUACAUUGCUGAACAGAAAGUGCCAAAAUCUGAUUCUUUCUUGCCCUUGAAAAAGAAGCCAGAAGAUGACCAAAAAGAUGAAAAACCUCCUCAGGGACAAGCAAGUAUUUACCGUCCAGAUUGGGGUGAGCAAAUGGUAGGACGUCAUCAGCCAGUGGUGGUCGUGUGUGACGUGAGCUCUGAUGCCAACCCGAAAGUCCUUGCUGGUGUCCCAGAAGGCCUCUCUCCUGGUCAAUUGUGCUGGCGUUUGGACGGAAAGUCUAUUUUUGGAGUUGCAUGGAAGAGCGAACCUCGUCGGCUGGGUCUCAUUUAUUGCACCAACAGAGCUGGAUUUAUCUUUGAAUUGGGACUUGACGGAUCAUACAAAACCAUAACUGAUGGAAAUACUGCAGUUCGCUCUCCAAAAUGCAGCCCUGAUGGAAAAACACUUAUAUGGCUAGAGCGCAGUGUUGGAGGACCUCAUCACAGCGGAAUGAAACUUAUGAGCAGUGAUUUGACUGGAAACAAUAAAAAUAUUAUUGUCGAUUUAGUAGCUGAAAGUGAAACGCUUUCGUGCGGGCUUCCAUUUUACGGACUCUACUGCUCUGGCCUUUUGAAAAAUUGCUGGUUAAAUGGAGGAAAAAAGUUGGUUGUAAACAACUGUCAUAAGGAGAGACUGGUUCCUUUUGUAGUUAACUUAGCUACAAGAGCUGUUGAAUAUCUGGACCCCAUACAGCCCAGCGAGGUCAGCCGAACUAUCUUGACUGUUCAAGACGAUUUUGUCGUUUACACGGAGAGCUCCAUGACCUCUCCAAGCAAUAUUUUCCUUGCUGAGCUCACUUCGGAAGGACGAUUAGCAAACGCCCAGCCGGUCAGUAAAAUUUUGGCACCACCUGAAAUCCAAAACUUUGAAUACAAGUGCCUUGAUUUGGAAGCACCCGGAGGAAAACCUGGCAGCAGAUUCAAUGCAAUUUUCUUGGGCCCCAAAUCUGUGACUGGGAAAAUUCCUCUCAUCGUCUGGCCACACGGAGGUCCUCACGCAAUGUUUGCUAACAACUUUAUGGACGCCGCUGCAUUUUUCUCGCUUUUAGGUUUUGGGUGUCUCAUGGUCAAUUAUCGAGGCUCUGUGGGAUAUGGCGAGAACAGCGUGUUGUCCCUUGUAGGAGGCGUUGGCAACAACGAUGUUAAGGACAUGGACCAAGCUGUCGUGCAGGCUCUCAAAGAAAUCCCUCACUUGGACAGAGAUCGUUUGGUUUUGUUCGGAGGAUCCCAUGGUGGAUUUCUUGUGACCCAUUUGAGCGGGCAGUAUCCAGAGAAAUAUAAGGCUGUUGUUGCCCGAAAUCCAGUCAUUGAUAUCACCACUAUGUUGGGAACUUCAGACAUUCCAGACUGCGAUAGGUGCACUGCCGUGUGUGGAAUGGAAUUUGACAAGAUAUCACCAAGGCAAACAGAACUUCUGGUGAAGUUAAGGGAGAUGUCGCCUAUUUGGUACGCUCAGAAUGUCAAGGCUCCAACCCUCCUCAUGGUAGGAAGCUGUGAUUUGAGAGUGCCUCCAAGCCAAUCGAGCAUCUAUUACUAUCAACUCAAAGCUCAAGGAACUGACGUCCACAUUCACAUGUACGAUGAUAACCAUCCGUUGGGAAAAGUUCCGAAUGAUGUCGAUAAUAUCAUCAAUUCGGCUCUAUGGUUUUUGAAGCACACAGAGAAAUAGACUACAUUAGUUUUGUGUGGUAAGAGGAUUAGUAAAUAAUUAUAUUUAACCAAUUAAUAUUUUCAUGGAAAUAAAAUUACAGAAUCUAAUUUUAA